Aspergillus caelatus is the source of this 4098-nucleotide messenger RNA. RefSeq names its product ABC transporter ATP-binding protein. The record is from RefSeq and is a predicted model, not a curated record. Gene Ontology annotation, cellular component: membrane. The coding region runs from base 1 to 4098 and encodes 1365 amino acids. Gene Ontology annotation, biological process: transmembrane transport. Gene Ontology annotation, molecular function: ATP hydrolysis activity; ATP binding; ABC-type transporter activity. The transcript has 2 exons. NCBI's taxonomy places the organism in Eukaryota, Fungi, Ascomycota, Eurotiomycetes, Eurotiales, Aspergillaceae.
AUGUCACAGGCUGAGAAUGUCGAUAAUGGACAGAAGAGUCCGAAUGAUACCAACAAUGGCUUCAUGCAAGCCGUAAAAAGACACAUACCGACCAAGGAGGACCUUGGGAAGUGCUUUUCAUACAUCCAGCUGCUCUUUUCGCUCGAUUACACAAUGACAGAUGUGUUUCUCAUAAUCUGUGGUACGAUAUUUGCGAUUGCUGGCGGAGUUCCUUUCCCAUUGCUCGGCAUUGUCUUUGGUGAUUUGAUCAACGACCUCAACACCGUCACUUGCUCGGCGUCAGCGGACGCCACAACCGAGCUUUCGGACAGUGUGACCACGAAGGUGUUGUAUGUGAUAUACAUCACUAUCGCGAAUUUCUGUUUCAUAUACAUCCACACGUCAUGCUGGUGCACGGUAAGCGAACGGCUCGCGCGCCGUUAUCGUAGGAGGUAUUUCGAGAGUAUAAUCAAGCAGGAGGCAAACUUCAUCGAGACUCUCCCCUCCGGUGACAUUAUCUCGCGCCUGGUCAGCGAUGUUGAGGUAAUUCAGUCGGGGACCUCGGAGAAGGUAGGUCUGGUUAUAACUACUAUUUCAUACUUUGUGACCGCCUAUAUCGUGGCGUUCAUCAAAGUGCCAAAAAUCGCGGGAAUGCUGAUCUCGGUGGUUCCUUGCUUCAUGGUCAUGUCAUUGCUUGGAGGCCAUUAUAUCAAGAAGUAUGCAGGCCGUAUAACCGAAAACAUUGGCUCAGCGACAUCCAUCGCCUCAUCCAGCUUGUCGCACUUGACGCUAGUCCAUGCGUUCAAUGCCAACGAUCGCCUGGAGGCGCGAUUCGCCUCGUAUCUCUCAGCGACUCACAUGGACGCCUUGAAGAAAGCCUGCACGCAUGCUGCGCAGCUUGGUUUCCUUUAUUUCGUUGCUUACUCCGCAAACGCACUGGCUUUCUGGGAAGGCGCUCAGAUGAUCGCCCACUCCGUGGCCAAUGAAAACUCAGGCGUAUCUGUGGGUGCUGUGUAUACAGUAAUCUUUGUCCUCAUCGAUGCCUCUUUCAUUCUGAGUCAGGUUGCGCCCUUUAUCCAUGUUUUUGCUUCCGCAGCUGGUGCUUCGCAAAGACUUCUGGCGGUCAUCAACCGGAAGUCUGCUAUUGAUGGAACGUCGGACGAGGGUGACAAGUCGGCGGCUUUCGGCGAGGAGGAUAUCGAGUUUCACGAUGUCCACUUCACGUACCCAUCUCGUCCGGAUGUUCCUGUGCUGCAGGGCAUGAGCUUCGUCAUCCCACCUAAGAAACAUACUGCCAUUGUUGGACCCUCUGGUGGUGGAAAGUCGACGGUUGUCUCUCUUUUGGAGAGAUUUUAUGAUCCGAAAUCCGGGUAUGUGGCCAUUGGUGGGACGAAGUUCCGAGAUAUCAAUGUCCGCUACUUGCGUGGAAAUAUCGGUUUCGUUCAACAAGAACCAUCUUUACUGGACCGCUCGAUCCUUGAAAACAUUGCAUACGGCCUUGUUUCUUCGGCACAUGCUAGGCAUCAAGAACUGGCACCAUUUAUUAUGGAUGCCAGCCUACCGGAACUCGCGGAGAAAAUUAGAGGUGGAGUGUCCGAGAAAGAUGCCCUCUCUGCUUGUGACAGUCACGUAGCCGAGAUUGUUGAUCUGGUGAAAAAGGCCGCUGCUACAUCCAACGCGUUGAAUUUUAUUGAAGGCCUGCCUCAUGGACUCUCGACCAGUGUCGGGACGGCGGGAAAUCAGCUGAGUGGAGGUCAGAAACAACGGAUUGCACUGGCUCGCGCUUUGGUGCGAGAGCCAACCCUGCUAAUCCUGGACGAAGCGACGGCCGCGCUUGAUUCCACCAGUGAGCAACUGAUACAGGCGGCGUUGGCUAAAGUAUCCGAACAUGUCACCACUGUGUCCAUUGCACACCGGCUAGCGACUGCCAAAGAUGCUCAUAAGAUUGUAGUGGUCCAGAGUGGCCGGGUUACCGAGGAAGGUUCCCACUCGGAACUUGUCGCGCAUGGCGGCGUCUAUGCAGAUAUGGUGCGUCUUCAGAACCUCGGGAAGCUGAAUGCUGAAGAUGCUGUGAUUUCGGAAGAUGCAAUCAGCGAUGCACCCCGCGGAAAUUAUUCCACUUCAGGAAGCGUUCAGGCCGUUGACGAGAAGGAAGGUGGUCUUGUUGGUACCGGCGGAUCAGACGUCACGGAGGAGACAGUCGUAGCUGAGACGCCGCUUGGGUCCAAAGAUGGCAGUGAGAAAGAAAAGAAAAAGAAGCGAUCGGGAUGGUUUACUACUAAGUACACUUUCUCUCUCAUGCGACCGAACUUGCCAUUGAUCUUAAUCGGGCUGGUCAUGUCUUGCAUUAUCGGUGGUUCCUACUCCGCCGAAGCAAUCGUUUUCGGUCAUACUGUAGGAAGUUUGAACCCUUGCAAUGGUGCGGAUGCUAUCAGCCACAAUGGCAACCUUUACGGUUUGCUUUUCUUCAUCCUUGCCCUCGUCGAACUCACUGCCAAUGUCGUUGGUGGCGCUGUUUUCGGCUGGGCGGCCGAUAAGAUUUUAUAUCGCAUCCGGGUACUUUCCCUGCGGUCUCUCCUAGGCCAGACACAGCAAUGGCACGGUAUGGAUGAUCGCACACCAGGAACACUAAUCACCUAUAUCACUGGUGAUGCCUCGGCUCUCAGUGGAAUCACCGGCUCGACAAUCGGUCUUCUUUUGGCCACCGCUGUGAACCUGGUGGCUGGUCUGGUGAUCUCCUUUGCAAUCGCUUGGAAAAUCACGAUCGUCUUGUUCCCAACUAUUCCCGUGCUUUUGGUCGCCGGUAUGAUGAAGCUCCGGGUCCAGGCCAAGUUCGCUGAACGGCACCAAAAGGCUUUCGCUAAAGCCACGGCGAUUACUGUGGAAGCCGUUGAUAAUAUCCGUGCAGUAUCUGCCUUCUCCCUGGAGAAGCAGUCGUAUGAGGUGUUUGGCCGGGCGUUAAUACAGCCUUACCGAAACACUAUGAAAGCAAUCGUCCAUGGUAAUGUUUGGCUAGCGUUAGCGUUCAGUAUUAGUAACCUGGUCUAUGCGCUUGCAUACUGGUGGGGCUCGAAGCAGAUCGCCGCUGGCCUCUAUUCCCAGACUCAGUUCUUCAUCGUUCUACCGGCUUUGCUCUUUAGUACCCAGUCUUGUGGCCAAAUGUUUGCUUUGGCACCGGACAUUUCUAAGGCUCGAGUUGCAUCAUCAAACAUCGUCGAGCUACUCAAUACUCGUUCCGCAGAGGAGGAACUCACCCCUGGAUCAUCCUAUAGCUUCAAACCCUCUAGUAGCCUCCUCGAGGAGAAGGCGGCCAUGCAGGAUAUUGAAGCUGUGGAUGUUCCCCGUGGUCCACGCAAGCGGACGUCUGACAGUGCCAUUGGGGCUCAACUUCGGGGGGUUCAUUUCACCUAUCCGAAUCGACCAGAACGGCCCAUCUUGAAGGGGCUCGAUAUCAAUAUCAGACCAGGGCAGUUUUGUGCAUUGGUUGGUCCCAGUGGAUCGGGAAAGUCCACAACCUUCUCCAUGUUGGAGCGAUUCUACCGGCCUACAUCCGGAUCGGUCAUCAUUGACGGCGUGGAUGUCACGCGCCAGUUGGGGACAGAAUUCCGUGACGACAUCGCUCUGGUGCCUCAAGAGAACGUGCUUUUCGAAGGCACGGUGGCCUUCAACAUCGGGCUCGGGGCUUGCCCCGGCCACGAACCAACCCAGGAGGAGAUCGAGGAGGCCUGUCGCAUGGCCAACAUUCACGACGUGAUCAUGGGACUGCCUGAAGGAUACCAGACCAUGUGCAGCCAGGAUGGGAAGCAAUUUUCCGGUGGUCAACGCCAACGACUUUCUAUUGCACGAGCAUUGGUUCGGAAGCCACGUAUGUUGUUGUUGGAUGAAUCGACAAGUGCGCUAGAUGUUGAAUCUGAGAAACGGAUUCAGGAAGCGCUGGCUACUCUGGCUGGACGGACCACGAUCGUCGCAAUUGCUCACCGACUCAACACGAUUCAUCGUGCCGACCAGAUCUUCUUGAUUGAAGAGGGUCGGUGUGUGGAGCAGGGAACGCAUCAGGAGUUGAUCCAGCGGAGUGAGACAUACCGAACGAGUGUGAUCCACCAGUCGUUGGAGACUUGA